CACAGGCAAAACAUACAGAGGGCCUUUAGAGCCUCGAACAUUCGCCAUCAUGUUUACCAGGCCUCUUUAUCCGUAUGGGUUGGUGGACGUACUGCUCUUUCAUUAUACGGCAGGAUAAUAAAUUUGGCAUCUGGACACAAUCUUCUCAUAUAAACUCUACGGUCGAUACUGUGGACAGGGGUCUUUUCCUGUCCCUAUCCAUGUCGCGACAUGAAUGAUCCGACGCAAUAUCGCCAGAUUGCGCCUGGGCCCUCCCCGACAUCUGAAGGGAGUCCACCGAGAGAAAGACAUCGAGGUCAGACGAGUCCGUGGAAGAAGAGGGUUUCUACGGCCUGUUUGGCGUGUAAAAAGUCCAAGCGCAAGUGCUCCGGUGUACCACCUUGUGAUAACUGUCGCGCCUUUAACCGGGUGUGUAUCUUUGAUGAAUCAUUAGACCAACGGCGUCGGGUUGCAGCGAAGAGGACCGCUGAUGAACUGAACUAUCAUCGGGACAUGCUGAAUGAUCUGUUCAAGGUUAUUCGCACGUCGGAUGAAUCGCAGGCUCUCAAGCUGCUGGACCUUAUCCGUAAGAAUGGCUCUGCAGAAGAGAUCCGGGCGUACAUCGACGAGACGUUGGCUGGCAUCGAGGGCACGGAUAGGGGUGAUCAAGAGACGGUGAGCAAGCUGGAGGAUAUCCGGCGAACGAUCAAUGUGGAAGGAGCGGGCCCUUCGUUUCGUCGGAAAGUCAUGGAUAUCAAUUACCUCUGCGAGGAGGCGCCUUAUAAAGUCCCCGCUAAGCCGUGGACGACGGUGACGGAAGAUGAUGACCUUGUGUCUCAUCUUGUGUCUUUGUAUUUCACUUGGGAUUACCCGUUUCAUGCUUUUCUUGAUCGUGAUGUCUUUUUGAAGCAUAUGGCAAUUGGUAACCCUGACUCGGAGUUUUGCAGUCCGUUCCUGGUCAAUGCUAUUCUUGCAAAUGCCUGUCAUUUCUCGGAGUUCUCAGAAGCAUAUGUCGUUCCAGGAGACAUCGUGACAAAAGGUGCUGAUUUCCUCGCCGAAGCCGAGCGUUUGAAAGACCAGGGCCAUGCAAGACUUAGUCUGGCUUCGUUGCAAGGGAUACUCCUUUUGUAUGAAAGGUACUCUAUAUCUGGAAAUGACGACCUUGGCUAUAUUAUGCUCCAUCAAGCCAUUCGUGCCGGCGAGUCUCUAGGAUUGAUUGGCCCUAAAAGAGUCCGAUUGAGUCCAGAGGAGCUAACGGAAGAUAUGGAAACUUCCGUCAAGCGGACAGCUUGGGGUCUGUUCCAUGUUGAUACCGUCGUCCAUACUGGGUUUCUUAGGCCUACUCUGAUCGACAAAGUCAAUACAAGUCGGAUGGAUAGAAAUUUAUCGGACGAGAGCGCUCUUUGGGUUCCUUAUCCAUCCCAUCGAGCUUCAAGGCCGUCCUACCUAAGUCAAUACUUCGACGAGUCGUGUAAUGUUUGUGAAAUCGCAAGAGAUAUGUCUCACAGUCUUUUUACGGAUGAAGAACGUCCGGCAUCGCCUGCUCGCCAGCGCCAGGUCAAGGAGGAUCUGUAUGAACGACUUCGUCGGUGGCAUGGUGCGUUACCGGAUAUCUUUGAUCUGGGUCGCAAACCGCCACCGUACAUAAUUCUGUUGAGAAUGCGAUACCAUACUUUGGUUAUCAACUUGUUCACUUGCUACCCGGACGAUGACGUUUCAAGCGCAGUAUCUGAGGCUCCUAAGACACCUGAGAGCCAACCAGCACAGAGUCCUGUCACAAAAUACAAUGUAUGGGAAAUUACGCAGUCUGCUGCCCGUGGAAUAUCCGCUCUUGCCCGUCUACACAGACGGGAGUAUGGCAUGAGUCGAGCCCACCAUUUUGCCAUGUACGCCAUCAACCUUGCAUUGUUCACAAUGCUCGAGCAGGAGUCAUUCGAUAUUCUGGACUCGGAUUUCUUAUCGCUUGCCAGUGCUUUCUCGGUCAUUGCCAGCCGGUCCACGCUGGGACGAAACUUGUUCCAUAUCUUUCGACAGUCUGUCCGGGCAAAAUCUCAGAGUAAACGGAUUCGGGAAUCAAGCGCAGUCUCCGACGAGCUCAAAGAAUUGUUUGACGAAGAGUCCACUGCCCCGGGGAGAACCCGUUGGGAUGAAUAUGCGGAGGGUCUGCAGAAACUGAACCAGGAUGAGCGUUACCAUGGAAUUGGAGCUGAAGGAGCGCACGGUCUGCAGGAGUAUCCAGGGAUGGGUUUAUUCGACAUGCUCGAUCGGUAUGAAAGCUUGAGCUUGGGGAAAGAUGAAAUCGUGCCAGAGAGACAUAGGCAUGAUCCAUGCUAAUUCCGAUUCGUCGAUGAUAUUUCCCAUUCGUGCUACCGCGUAAUGUUCCUUUUUUGACCCGUUGUUUUUUUGACUUUAUCCCAGCCGCUGGACAGUUAUCACCCCGGUAUCGUCGUGAUAUGAAAUGAUGAUGGCGAUUGAUUGAUAAAAUUUGUAAAUGGAUAGGGAUGGGCUGGAGAAUUAUGAAUAUACCAUUUACUACGGUCGCAUGAUUCCAGACUACUUUGACGACGAAAGAUGAUCGAUGCUGCUGUUCCGCGGAAGAAAGAACCUGGUUUGACGUC
Messenger RNA from Aspergillus wentii DTO 134E9, 2597 nucleotides. RefSeq lists its product as uncharacterized. Gene Ontology annotation, biological process: regulation of DNA-templated transcription; DNA-templated transcription. Gene Ontology annotation, molecular function: DNA-binding transcription factor activity, RNA polymerase II-specific; DNA binding; zinc ion binding. Lineage: Eukaryota; Fungi; Ascomycota; Eurotiomycetes; Eurotiales; Aspergillaceae. Bases 211 to 2313 code for a protein of 700 amino acids. The transcript has 6 exons. The record is from RefSeq and is a predicted model, not a curated record.